This is a messenger RNA of Plasmodium fragile, 10236 nucleotides long. RefSeq lists its product as uncharacterized. The record is from RefSeq and is a predicted model, not a curated record. The transcript has a single exon. The coding region runs from base 1 to 10236 and encodes 3411 amino acids. NCBI's taxonomy places the organism in Eukaryota, Apicomplexa, Aconoidasida, Haemosporida, Plasmodiidae.
AUGGGUAUCGUGAAUUUGUACAGUGUGCUGGUUGUGUGCCUUUUUGGCAUAGUGUGCUCCUGGUUUAAUAAGUCCGAGGUCAGCGCUUGGGCUGCCUCCCCUGUAUUGGAUAAUAAGGGUAUAAAUUAUGAAGAUGACUACUAUAACGUUGCGCAAAAGGAUUUAAUGUCAUCCUCCUCCUCUUCAGCAGCAGGAGCAGCAAGUAGAAAAAGGAGAUACAUCUUAGAUGUACGAUCCUUUGGAAAAACGUGCCUCUUGGAGUACGAAAACAUUUGUGAAACUGCAGACUAUUCUAUCCAUGUGAAGAAUGGAAUAAGCGGUCAUGUUAUAAAGGCAACCUUGAUUCAAAAAGAAUCAAGUGAUAUUGUCUCUGUACACAAUUUGACGGACACCUUUUCUAAGGAUGGAAGUGUCCAAUUUAUUUUUAAAGGCAUUCCAUCCCUACACUACAGUGUUGUGUUGGAAAUGUCGGAUUUGAUAAACAAUGCAGACUACGAUAUCGGUAACAAUUGUCACUGUCUAGGAUGUAGUGACAAUACGAGAGUAAUUGACUUGAGAGAAAUGGAAAAUAGGAUUACACACACAGUAAGAAGUGACAAAAAAAAUAAAAUCACAUUUCCACAAAAGACAUUCGUCCAUGGAAAUUUUUUAUUUAGCAAAUUUUUAUAUUUUCAUUCUGAACUAAAUGUAAAGACAAUUGAACAUUACACACAGCUAUAUUCUUUUUACAACGAAUUAGUGUAUCCUUGUUCAGGUACUAUUACGACACACUCGGUGAAUUAUAACAUCCAUUAUGACUUGUCUAGUGUGCACUGUUACCAUGUCCAUAUGGUUGAUAAGUUUAUAAAAAAGAUUGAGUCCUCAAUUGGAGAUGAAAGGACAAGCGGGAGCUCAACUUUGAAUUUCAUGAGCAAUAAUAAUAGCCAGCCCAUACUUAUCAAAUUGGAGGAUAGACUCUCAAAUGACAAGUUGGUAAACAUUGGCAAAAUGAACUACACAAUUCAACUUCCGUUGAAAUACAAAGAUGGUGGAUACUACUCUCCCAGAGGAAGCGUCGUCGGACGAUUGGUCACAAUUUACACGCGUCACGUCUUUUUCCAGAAGAAGUACAUUUAUAAGAAUAACGUGAACAACCGAAUGGAGUACGUGCACAUGUUUAGAAUUCUUUUUAAUUUAUUCAAGCAGUUGUACAACGUUUCGUAUGAAGAUAUGUUGUUCUACACCACCGGUUUGUCGAUGAAAAAGGAGGGGAACACCACUUCUUCUUUUUCUUCUUCCCACGUGGAUCAGGAGUAUAACAUAUAUGCCGAGGAGUUGUCGGUGUUGUUAAAUUCGUUAGCGUUUGAGUUCAGCGCAGAAGCAGUAGGACUCAAAAGAGAAGUAAUACUGAAGGAAGAAUCCCAGUUUGUGUCAGAAUACGGAUCGAACCACUUUGUGCAAGUGAAGGAAAAUCAACUUGUACUUAGAUCUUCCACUGAAAUAUGUUUAGUUGUUUUGGAAUCUAUCGCUCGUCAAUUGAGUAGAUUUAUAAACUUACAACUGAAGGAGGAGUAUAGGCACACGUGCAACACGGUGAGAGUGGGUCACAGUUAUGCGAACAUGUCCCCCAUGUAUCAUACGUAUGAGUUAGACUGUAACCUUUCCAUUUUGUACUUGGAAUAUAACCUAGCUGAAGAUGUCAUGGUAAAGCGCCUCAUCACGAACAAGACUCUAUUUGAGGAGGUCAAGUUGGAGCUUUUUUACAAUAACAUAUUUGGGUACACGGUGUAUGUGCAUGUACACGUAGAUGAAAGGUUUGUGCGCAGCUUGAAGAAGCGCGUACCGAAGUAUGUAAACGGAAGCACUGUGGUGACGAUGACGGUCAUAGGGAGAAGGGCCGACGCGCGAGACACUUCGGACGUGAUGGUAAUACUGAAGGAAAUUUCCUUCCCCAUGCAAUGCAGGGAGGGUAGCUGCACCAGUAAGCAUCCCAUAGUGGUGGAAGACAACUUGGACUACAUAACUGUUAAGGACAUAUGUGUGCAAAACGAGGGAUUGCCCAAAGUUUGCUUCCCCGCGUACAGUUUCGGGUACGUCUUUGACACGAGGUUGCUGCGAGUGCACAUGAUCAACAUCAAUCCGUAUCCCGAAAUUUUGCUGACUCCUUCGGUGCAGCGCUCUAUCGUUGAGGGCUACUUUUGCAUUGUGACACUCACCCCUGGAGGGAUGGUUCCUAACGUAUCGGUGCCCUCAGUGUAUGAGGACACGGUGUGCAAGGAGUACAUCAACAGGUGCAGUCUCAUAACGACGAAGUUUGUUCUGAACGAUGCGGGGUCGAUGGUUGGGAGUGCGGUUGCGGCUCUGAAGAGGAACCAGUUUGGAGUGCACCUGUCAACGCACUUUGAUGAGAAGCAUGAGGAGAUGCUGCAGGUCGUGUAUCGAUUAAGCAAGGGAAGCGGAGUAAGUGGCGGCGAGCAGAGCUUCAUCCUGACUCACUACAACGAGAGCUUUUACAUAAACGGGAGGUCGAACAAAAUUCAGUGGAGCCGCGGGAAGGAGUCUUUCUCCAAGGGAGGCUCCCCCGGGGGAGCGAAGGCUUUGCAUGGUAAUAGCGGCAAUGCCGACGAGGAAGAGGACGACGACGACUAUGAGGAGUACGCGUAUUACAAGGGGUUGUCUGAGAUCGACACCAAAACGCACAGGGUUCACGUGGUCGACAACAAAAGAGUGGUAUUAACCCACAUGCAGACGCCCAAACAGAAUGACGCCACUCUGUACCACCCAUUUGGAGAAAUCAGCAUUAAUUACGAGAAGAUCAAGCCUAACGUGUACAUGAAAUUUUUGAAUAAUUAUAUGUACUUUUACGAAGGGGCAGAGACGUACAACCAGGCGGAGACGUCGCCCCAUUUUGUAAACGUGUCUCCGUACCAGUAUGAGUGUUUGGGAGCGUACGCCUACUUGAUGAAUAAAUUCAACAUUCUUGUGAAUGACUCGCUAAAUUGUGAUGCGAUACAGAUGAUGGUUGAAGUUCUGUUGAAGGCCAACUUGGGAAAAUAUUUCAUCCACCUUAAGAACAAGAAAAUACAUUUGAACUUUUUCAAAAAAGACGAAGAUUCGCAUGACGUGUUCGACUUGGUGCAGAUGGAAAUAUACGAAUCGCACGCACCUUUGAAGCCGAUAAAGACGUACAAAUUGAAUGUUAGCAUUGAUGAAAAUAACUUAAACUUAUUGCACCAGCACAGGAAUGUCGAGUACCCCAACAAGUACUUCUCCAACGUGUAUAUACUUCUGUUUAAGGCGGCCUACUUAUCGAACGGGUACGACUUUUACUCGUUCUUUUACGACCUAACCGGAAUUCGCCUCAUAGAUAGUUUUGUUGUGGAGCACUUGGACAAGAUGAUCCCCACGGAGAGAGAGGCUGUGAAGGGCAUACAGUCUGUACUGAAAGACCAGUUCGAAGUAUCGCUGGAGAGACACACCACGCGAUACGACUCGUUGGUAAAUGAGAUAUCGUUGCUCGCGGCCUACGUCACGGAAUUAACGUCGUCUUAUAGGAAGGUAGCGCCGAGUGGCCGCGAUUGGGGGCAGGAAGCACAACAGCAAGGAGAAGGAGAGAAUCAAUCCGGAGCCGUGUCCGAGGAGCCCCUGGCAGGCAUCAAAUACUUCGUCUACGUGGACGAGUUCAAAUACAGAAGCGAGAAGAAGCUCACGGCGAACGAAAUGGCGUUCCACCUGUCCAAGCAUGGCGUCCUCAUGAUCAAGAAGAAGUCCCUGUGCUGUUCCAACUUUGUAGAUGAAGUGGAAAUUUCUUUAUACUAUCACAUUCUGUACAGAUACAUUUUGGCUAGCCACAAAUUUACUCAGGGUGUCGAAGACGAAACUACCCUGCUGCAGAUGAUGGAACCCGUUUCCUCCUCCCCAGCAGGAGUACCGGCAAUGGGAUACAGCAUAGUGCAGAAACUUCUCGGCCGAGAGGUAAGUUUCUCGGUUGCGAAUGCAAGCUGGAGCGAAAGCGACGUGGAGUACAUGACCAACUGGAUAAUGGGUGAAUCAGGAUAUAUAUCGCGCAAGGACGGAGAGGCACUGUCAGCCAUGCACGUGAAUGUGCUAGAUUGCAUAAACAUGGACCUGCAGAAUUAUGACGAAAACGUGAUCACGGAGUUCACAUCUGAGUUUGACAAGCACGGAGCGAUGGUGUCGAUCAAGAUGGAGAAGUGGGCAGAUAUCGCAGCGUCGGGAACAGCAUCAGCUACCCCCGCGCACGUAGGUGGAGACAACCAGUACACCGUCUACUUCCUCUUUAGAAACUUGGCAGUCCCCUUCGUGGGAGAGACGCACAAGACGGAAACGCUGGAGUUGCGCAGAGUGCUGUUGCUGAAGGGUGGAGACCCACACACAGUUACAGAAAAGUCGGUGGUUUUCAAAAUUUACAUCGACAACGUGAACAGCAAUUCUAUUUUUAUGCUGGAGAAGGUUAUCUUCGUUUCGAAAGAGGGCAACCAGCUGGUGAAGGAGAUCAAUGUAGAGUACCAAACCUUUUUCGUGCACCCGUAUAGCAUGAUCUUAAACACAGAAAUUAGAAACACACACAUAGGAGUGACUGAAGUGUAUUAUGACAAGACGUUGGUAUGUCACCAUUAUUAUAACGGGCUGCAGGUUUGCAAUAAUCCCAAGUUCGACUAUGAAGGAUUUUCUCCCUACUACGUGUCUUACUUGGAAAAUAAUCAGCGAAAAGACAUUUUGUUCAAGAGCAAGGAAGAGGUAGCGAAUAUGAUUAACAAUGGAUAUUUGACUGUGUCGAAGAGGUUUCAACUUAAUAUGGGAGGAGAUGUGAUGACAGCAGAUAUUUAUCGAACCGUCCGCAUUAUUGUGGAGGAAGUAGCCUACUCAGUGGGCAUACACAAUCUAGGAGAGAAGUCUUGUGGAACGCUCUAUUUGAACAGAGGACAACUGCACGUUCCAAACGAUGGGAAGUCACUCAUUUCGAACAUAUUCUACGACACCAACUAUUGCAUUGAUAGAGGGGCCGUCUUAAAGGAGAUACUUCAAAUUUGUAAUUUUGAGAAGAAGGACUUGGUGAAGUUGUUCAACCACCUAGACAGCAACGUGCUGCCUUACCAGUUGGAUGAGAAGUUUGCCGCUUCACUAACCAGGGAGGAAGUUCUGAGCCUGAUAUACUACUUUUUGUCUGUACCACCCCAGGUGAACGAGUUAAUUAGGAAGAAUUCGAUUUAUUUGGAGAUCAACGAAAUGAGCGUUUUGACGAACAAGGGUGAUUUGCCUCAUCUGAGCGGUGGAGGCGAGGAAGAGCAAUUUGGAGCAGUAGUAGUGGUAGUACCUUCCGUCUCUUAUUUGGAUUCGCUUCUCAUAAGCAAGAACAUGCUAUCUCUGAAGAGAGUGAACGAAGAGUCGAUCAUACAGUUCAACGUGGCGCUAUACACCGAGCUGCUCAAGAACCUGCGGCAAUUGCUACAGAAGAAUGGGCGAAAGUUGGACCCAUCAGAUGUGCCACCAUAUGUUGCUGGAGGAAGCGACGCGUACGAACAGAAGAAGAAGAUGAUCCUCGAAGUGAAGAGCUAUCUGCAGAGCAGCCAUACGUGCAGCGUGAAUGGAAGAAUCGACGGAGGUGUAGCCGUCUCAUUGGCGCCUCCCCAGUUUUCGAACGCCGGACCGCUGUUCAAGCCAGACGACAUCCUCACCUACAACGUCCCCAGCUUCACUUACACGGACCGAGCCAUAUACGUGAAGGAGCAGCCAGAAAUUCACAGCUCAUUCAACAACUUGUUUCUCUACGAGGGACAGAGUACCUCAGAUGGAAAAUUCCUGAGCGCAAUAGUGGUUCUAUCCCCCCACAGAUUUUUAUCCCUCGAGAGUGUUACCUAUGUAGGGCUCAUUGCUAACACAUUUGACGACAGCAACCAAUUCGUGUUGAAGUGUUACCCUCACAAGAAAUAUGACACAUCGAAAUUUUUGAUCAAGUUCAAUUUAGAACCCAACACAAUGUACUUGGUGUGUAGAAACAUGCCCGUCAAAUAUUUGAAAAAUGGGCUUUACGAAUUUAACAAGUACGUGGUAGAGUACGACACUCAUGCGGAUGGCACGGUCGGGACGCACAUCUAUGAGAGCAUGCCGAUAAGGCCUGUAUACGAAGUUCGUAAUGACCCGAAGGUGGUGGUUCCCAAGACAGAAGACAUUAGCAUUAAGGUGAAACUUGUGGAAAGCAGCAGUACGUCGUCUGCCACGAACGCAGCGAUAGUGGAGUACCAAAUAGAGGUGAUUGGAAUGGUGGAGCUGCAUACGGACCCGUAUGUUGUGGUGAAGCCGGUCUUUACUCACAGCUCGUACUUGUACAACACGAUUAUUUACACGACCGACGAUUACAUGGCUUAUAAGUACCCAAGGAAGCUGAAGUAUUGGGAGUUUUUGAGGCUCCCCUUUAGCAAGGGUCUGUUCAAGCACAACACGCUUACCUUGAGAACGCUGCAGUGUAAUACGCAGAGAGGGUUGGAGGACAGCUCGAAGGCGCACUGCGUAUAUUCCCUGGUGUUGGUUAAGUCGUGCUCCUUGGUGAAGGUCGUCAUAAAGGACCUCUAUGGCAACGAGUACGAAGUGAAGUUGGAUGGGGAGGAGCAGACGCAAACAACGACCGCAAACAGUGGUGCUGCCGUGACACCAGUGGAGACCAAGCCGGAGAAGGAAGAGACCGAACCAGGAAAGGAAGCAACCCAGCCAACCAAGGAAGACGCCAAGCCGGCCCCUGCCCCCGCACAGGGCAGCACAAAGUUGUGCACCUCGUUCCUACUGAGCAUACACAGCAAAAGCAGCGGUGGCCAUGGUGACCAUGAUGAUGCCACCUCCCUGGAGGAUUUAUUCUUCCUCGUGCACUCUUCGUGCAUCGUGAGGGAGGGUGUCAUAUCGCUGAACGUGGCGGAGGACACGAAAACCUACUCUACGGACGCGGAAGAGAAGCACCUCAUGAAUAAAGACACAUUCGACGAGAUCUACAAAAUGAUAUGCGAGCAGAUCAGCCUGCACAAGGGAGACUACUUGGUUAAAAUUUCGGAAAGCGCACAAAAGGGCAAGAUCCCCGAUAAAGAAAUGUCGGUGCAAAGAGUACGCGAAGACGGAUCGGCAUACGACAAGAGCAACUUUUUCAACUUUUGGAAGAACGGGUUCAACGUGCACUUAUUUGGAAAAAAGGGACAAGCGGCGAAAGUUCCCCCUAAAGAGGUCGGAAAGGUACAGGCAGAGAAGGUAGAGGUAGAGAAGGUAGACGUCGGAAAGGUAGAACGCAUCCAGGAAGAACUCCUCCAGGUGCAGUACGACAGACGAGUCGAUUACCUCAUAAGCGUCAAGAGGACAGACGUACCGAAGGAUGACAAGGAACAGGCGUACGAAGACAAGUACACCCUACUUACGGGAACGCUAAACUUUAGUGUAACUUCCGUGGUAGUGAAAGACGGAAAUCUCAGCGCAACGUGUUUAGAAGGAGAUUGCAUUUUGGACAAUACUUUUAUUGGGGACAUGAUAAAUGCGAAGAAUUUGAAAAAUGGCACAUACGAAUUGGACAUAAAAAAGAGGAUACAUCUGGCCAAGAUGGAUGACAGCGAUAGGCGAGAUGAACCAUCGUCAUCGUCGUCUUCCCUGAGAGGAGGAAACACGAACAACGGCGAUACCUUUUUCAUGUGCAUAGUGGAAAACUCGUUUAACACGCUCAGUGGAGGCAUGAAAUUUAGGAAGAUAGUCCAUGUGCAAAGCGAGGAACAACUGAACGCAAAAGAAGGGAUGUACGACGUCUUUAUCACUAAGGGUAGGUACCUAGUAAAGAAGGGCAGCAACAAUAGUGCAACUGCUAAAGACUCUGAAGUGAUCAAGAAGUGCAUUAACAAAGCGUGGAAGGUAAAGGACAACAAGGAAUACAAGUUUGGAGUGCAACUCACCAACAGUGUUAUUGCUAACGUUGCCAGGGUAGGAGGUGCGCGACUCCCUCUGUUAGGCGAAGAGGAGAAAGAAUACUACCUUUUGGUGAACAAAUUGGGAAAGAACGGCAUGCCCCUAUAUUCGAAAAACAGAAUAGUACAUUUCAUUGGAAAGAAGGGGUUAGCCGAUGGCAAGUACAUUGUGCAGGUGAAUGGCGACAAGUACGUUUCAGAAGCGCUGAGCGUGACGAGUGAUAGUGCAGAAAGGACUAUUAGCACUAUGCCUUUAGGAAAGGAGGUCAAUCGGGAUGAGUAUUUCUUUCAAGACUUAUUCAAGAUGUUACACAAGAAGCCAAGUAACGGGUCUUACUAUGUAGAACUUUCAAACAAAGAAAUCGUCGAUGUGAACGAAGGGAUCGUUUUCACAGAUCAGAUAGUCUUGACUGAACCCGCGUCUGUUGCUACCUAUCACAUGAAUGAUACACAAGAGGAUGAAGGAAUGGACAACCAGAAUAACAUUGUUAAAGCUUACUUAGUGGAAAUUGUGAGUGACACCGAAGACGAUGAAGGAGUUGCUGAGUAUGAAGAAGUUUACAUCCUGCACGGGCACACGUUAAAAGGCGGGCAAUUCCAUAUAGAAUACAAUAAUGGAGUAUGUACAAUGAAAAGUAUUGUGAGAGGAAAUGAGAGUGCACGUUCGAGCGACAUGGACAAGGUGGUGAAGAUAUCAGGCAGGAAGAUGAACAAUGGCAGUUACCUGGUGCACGUUAGCGAGCUUUUCAUGGAUGACGAGGGUGAGUAUUUUGACAACCCCUAUGCCGUCCAAUGGAAGAAGAAGUUGAAUGGUCAGAGUGCAGGAGGACAGAAAGAUAGUUUCGGAGCUCAAGAGAAAAAUGAGGGAGCGGUAGCCCAAAGCAAUGAUGCGUUUUGGAAGCACAUCAUGCAGAAUAUGGCAGUGAGAGAGUUCCACAAAGGAAGCAUGAAACCCUCGACCACUCCACAUCAGCAAAGUGGACAAGGAGCAGCAGCGGAGGAGGAGGAUGAACAAGGUGAUCGCCCCUUUCAUGCAUACGUUUAUCUGGAUAACGACGGACAAGGAAACAGCUGCAAGUUUAGGAAAGUUCUACAGGGAUGGGGAACUGGGUUGCAAAAAGGAAAGUACUAUGUACAAGUGCUGAACGGGUCCUACUUCCCAACAACACUCUACGGUCCCAGUGUAAAUAAUGAAUACCUACAAAUGCUCAUACAAAAUGCGUGGGCUUAUUCAGAUAGAUCCAUGUUGGGCUUCUUUGUUGAGAUUCACCCAGGAGACUACCAAAAAGCAGAACAGCAGAUGGAAAACACGCUGGAGAAAGGGGAGGCCUAUUACAGCGUCAGCAUUAAGAAGUUGAAUGGUGACCACCCGAAUAAAAAAGGGGGAGAAAAUGUCACAGGGGAAGGAAAUCUGAUCAAAAUUGCAGGAAGCGAAGUAGCUACAGGAGAGUACUUCAUAGAGGUGACUGAUGAAAAGGGCACCGCUACCGGAAUGGACGCGAAUGGGAAAGAAAUAGAUGCGUCCUUUCUCAAAAAUGUUGUGUUGUUGCUGAAUGACAUGAUGAAGAGGGGCAAGUACCACGUGGUGAUUAGUAAGGAUGUGGAUGUUAUGAAGACUGAGCAGGGGGCCAUAGCGGACGUAGCAGCCGUAGCGGCGGGAGCGAAGAACAUGAUUAAUAAGACCCUCGUGCUGACGAAGCUGCAUCUAGUGGACGGAGCCGAGAUCGUGCAAAAAGUGGGAACAACCAUCAUAGGGAUCAAGGUGCACCCAGACAGGAACAUCCCAGACGGAAGUUACGGAAUGAAUGUCUACACCAAUGGGAUGAUCCAAAUUAGGGGAUUAUACAUGGAGGGUAGUUUAUUAAGCCCAUCGGAAGAGGAAGAACUGAAGAGGGUGUUGCCAUCCCCCCCACCAACCGGAUUGUCUAGCGGCCUUUACUUGGUACAAGUGAAGAGCAGUGGGAAGCAAGAGCAAGGAUCAAGAAGCAACUUAAGAAAGGGCAAGGACAUAUCAUCCUCAUCAUCACUGAGUGGUUCUUCUUCAUCCGGUUUACCCUCGUGUAUGAGCAGGCCCGCGGGAAAGAAGACCUCCAUGACGAUAACGAACGCAGAUGGCAGUGUGGUGUACUAUGACAACCAGCCACAUGCUAGGGGUCGAAUAGCUCUACCAUCUGUGAAUGGAGGCAGAACCAUGACUCAGUAUCAACGAGGAAACUGCCAGGAUAACAUAAAGAUAACCCACUGUACAUCGUCGAACCCAAGCAACUGCAUGAAUGUGUUCAAGGCCCGACGGGAUGGAGAAUGA